This is a messenger RNA of Brienomyrus brachyistius, 1364 nucleotides long. RefSeq names its product free fatty acid receptor 3-like. The record is from RefSeq and is a predicted model, not a curated record. Gene Ontology annotation, cellular component: plasma membrane. Gene Ontology annotation, biological process: cellular response to fatty acid; G protein-coupled receptor signaling pathway. NCBI's taxonomy places the organism in Eukaryota, Metazoa, Chordata, Actinopteri, Osteoglossiformes, Mormyridae. Gene Ontology annotation, molecular function: G protein-coupled receptor activity. The transcript is spliced from 4 exons. Bases 431 to 1363 code for a protein of 310 amino acids.
UGCAGCGGCUGGAUUUACAGUGAGAAGACUUCCCCAAAUGCAGUGGAACAACACAUCUUUAUUUUCCAUGCAGCUCUUCCUACAAGAACUUCACAUCUAGCAUCUUUACAACACAACAGAAGAACAGAAAAAACCCUCUGACAACUGGCAGCCUUAAAUACUUCCAGCUGUCACCGACUAAACCAUUCUUCCACUCACAGCACAACAGAUUCCCCACUCUCCCUUAAGCCCUGGUCUCUCCCGGAACCUUUAAAUGGUGUCUGGACCCAGGGGACAUAUUUGCCCAAACACCUUGGAGAAACACAAGAAGAAAGACCCCACCACCUUCCUUGAUGAGGAGGCACUGCGCAGGAUCUGAACCAAGGCCACCAACUGACUUCAAGAUCCAAUCAACCAGCAAACCCCUAUCCCUGGUGGGUGACCUCUGACUAUGGAAAGCCUCCUACUAUCUGUGUACAUUCUCACCUUCCUUAUUGGCCUACCUACUAACAUCCUAUCCCUGUGCAUCUUUUGCAUUAAAGUACACAACAAGCCCAUGCCCACUGACAUCCUGCUACUAAAUUUAACUGUGUCAGACUUGCUCUUCCUUUUAGUUUUGCCACUGAAGAUGUAUGAGGUAGCCUCACAUAUGAAGUGGUCCCUGCCCUAUUCCCUGUGCCCAGUCACUUACUUUGUGUUUUUUUCCACCAUCUACACAAGCUCUCUCCUGCUCAUGGCUGUCAGCGUGGACCGUUACUUGGGUGUAGCCUUCCCGGUGAGGUACAGACUGUUGAAAAAGCCACUGUAUGCUGCAGUUGCCUGUGUAGGGAUCUGGGUCAUCAGCUCUGCCCACUGUAGCAUUGUAUUCAUCGUAGAACAUCUUUCUUUGGGGAAUGAAACCUUGGACACCACUGUCUGUUAUGAGAACUUCACAGAGGAGCAGCUGAACAUCCUGCUUCCUGUACGCCUGGAGUUUUUUGUAGUGAUGUUCCUGGCUCCUCUUCUCAUAUGCACGUUUUGCUACUUGAGCUGUAUCCGCAUCCUCUCUGCUCAGUCCCGGAUCUGUCACAAAAAGAAGAAGAAAGCUAUUGGCAUGGCUUCGGGGACCCUCCUGGUUUUCGUGAUCUGCUUCCUCCCAUAUAAUUCUUCCCAUGUUUUUGGCUACGUGAACGGGAAAAGCCCACCCUGGAGGGACUACACAUUGCUCCUCAGCACAUUUAACACAUGCUUAGACCCAAUCAUAUUCUAUUUUUCCUCCUCUACUUUUCAGGAAAUGGUCAAGUAUUUUAUUCUCAAGAUUGCAGGAUUGAGAAGCCUCAUUCUCAGAUCAGGAAGGCUGUCAACCAUGACAACCAACACUGAAAACAUCCAUCAGGAAAACUGAA